This is a messenger RNA of Prorocentrum cordatum, 1425 nucleotides long. The record is from the annotation of a GenBank genome assembly. NCBI's taxonomy places the organism in Eukaryota, Dinophyceae, Prorocentrales, Prorocentraceae.
AUGGGGUCUGGCUCGAGCACCAGAGCCCCCAGGGGCGAGGCAGCGGCCCGCCCCGCCCCGGCGAGGCCCAUGCUCGGCUGCUGCUCCGGGCAGCAGGGCCUUGCCGGGGGCAGCGCCGUCGAGGUCGCGGCCGCGGCGCCCCCGCCAGAGGAGGAGGCCGCCGCGGCCGGGGUGGAGAGCGCCGCGCCCGCCGGGCAGGAGGCCGCCGCGGCCGGGGCGGAGGGCGCCGCGCUCGUGCGGAGCGUGUCGAGCAAGAGCUUGGCGACGGACCGGCCCGAUGGCGACCUCGUGGUGAAGAGGCAGAAGUCGUGGCUGCCCGACGAGGCCGCGGCCCCCGGUGGCCUGCGCGUGCGCACCGCGGCGGGCAGCGUGGUGGUGUCGCUGGCGCUCGAGGAGUGCGCCGGCAUGCCCGUGAAGCUGCUGCGGCAGAGGCGGGGCUCCGUCGGGCCACGUGAAGCUCCUGCUGGCGGCGAGGCAGCUGAAGGACCGGACUCCGAGAAGCUCGACGACUUCGUCAACCCGGGCGAGGUGCAGGAGAUCCUCAUGGUCGCUUCGCUGGUGCCCCGACUCGAUCCCGAUAGGCUUCCGAUUGAUCAACUGGAUGCCCUGAAGGGCAUGAUCAUGUCGGACUCUGUCGAGUACCAGCUGGACGGAGUCACCCACGUGCGGAAGCUGAUCUCUACAGAGGACCCUCCGCUACAGAGGAUUAUCGACAUGGACAUUGUUCCGCGCCUGGUCCAGUUGACCGGGGAGCCAGACGACACCACGCCGGCUGUUCAGUACGAGUCGCUCUGGGCGUUGACAAACAUCGCCGCUGGCUCCAGCAACGAGACCAGGGUCGUGGUGGACGCCGGCGCGCUGCUUGCCUGCAGAAGGAUCCUCGAGGAGCCGCCGAGCGACGAAGUUCUCGAGCAGGCCAUCUGGGCCAUCGGCAACAUCGCGGGCGACUCGUCCGUCUUCCGCGACGCGGCGCACGAGGCGGGCGUGGUGGAGCCUCUCCUCCGGGUGCUCGAGCGCGACCUCCAGGACCGCCCGUCGCUCCUCCAGCAGGGCGCGUGGGCUCUGUCCAACCUGUGCCGCUUCAAGCCGCCGCCCGACGUGGAGUUGCUGGCUCCCGCGCUCCCAGUGCUCGCGAGGCUGCUGAGCCAAGAGAACCCCGAGGUGCAGACGGACGCUGCCUGGGCCACCAGCUUCAUCUGGAUGUCUCCGAUGGCGACGACGAGCAGAUCCAGCUGGUUGUCGCGGCGGGCGUGUGCCCGCGCCUGGUGGAGCUCACCCUGGUGGAGCCCUCGGUGUCCGCCGUGCGUGUGCCAGCCCUGCGAACGGUGGGCAACCUGGUCACCGGGUGCGACACCCAGACCCAGAGCGUGCUGGACGCUGGUCUGCUCCCGGCCCUGGUCAGACUGCUGCGGGAUGACGAGGUGA